Teleopsis dalmanni is the source of this 921-nucleotide messenger RNA. RefSeq names its product protein takeout-like. The record is from RefSeq and is a predicted model, not a curated record. Lineage: Eukaryota; Metazoa; Arthropoda; Insecta; Diptera; Diopsidae.
AAAAAUCGCUACAAUAAAUUUAGUUUAAUUUAAACCAUAGUCGAGAACUUUGAACAUUUAUUUAAAAUGUAUGAAAAAUUACUUUGCUUAAGUUUUUUACUUUGUGCUUUUUCCGUAAUAAAUGCUAAAUUUCCUGUAGAUCCUAAACCCUGUAAAUAUGGAGAUACGGAAUGUAUUCUAAAAAUAAGUAAUUACUUUGUAAAGGAAAAAUUUCAAGGUGACGAUGCUAUAAAUUUGAUAACAAUAGAUCCACUGAAAGUAGCCAAAAUCAACAUAAAACAAGGUGCUGAAAGCCCGGUUAACAUAGAUUUGCAAUUCGUUAAUAAUAAUAUUGAGGGUCUCAAAUCAGUUAAAGUCGCUAAGAUUAAAGGAUUUGGAAAUGAUCUAACGCAAAAACACGCAAUACAUUUCAUGAUGCCUCAUGUCAGCCUUGUUGGUGAUUACAGUAUUAACGGCAAAAUUUUGAUACUACCAAUUAGUGGCAAUGGAAAAAGCAAUAUGACUUUUGUUAAUACUGAAAUGAUCGUACAGUUUUCUGGAGAGCCUAUACAAAAAGAUGACGGCAUCCACAUGAAAUUAAAAGAUAUAAAAAUUAAGUUUAUACCUGAACGCCUUCAUUACUAUUUCGGCAACUUAUUUAAUGGGGAUAAAGCACUUGGAGAUAACAUGAACGCUUUCUUAAAUGAAAAUUGGAAAGAAAUUUUUGGAGAAGUUCAAUCUUCUUUGGAAUCUGCCUUUAAGCAAGUGGUAGAGGCUGUUUUGAAUACCGUUUUUUCAAAGUAUCCUUAUGAAAAGUACUUUGUGCAUUAAAACAUUUAAAAUACUAAGCUGUGAUAAAAACAAAGUAAAAUUAUUUGAAAUAAAUAUUUUAAUAAAAAUUUUAAAUUUUAUUUAGAUACCGCAUUCAGUUAUAAUAGAAGC